AUGGACAUGGACUACGCGCAAGAUGUGACCCGCGACCGUGCGCCUGGCGACUUGGGCGCAAGGAUGGAGACCGAUUUCACGCGCCUCAUCACCUCCAAUCGCGUUCCAACAGCGGAAGAACGCGUUUCCAUCCAGACCCGACUGGAAUUUCUCCAGGGACGCCUGCAGUCGCUGAGCGCCGAUCUACCCGCGGCGUCCACGACAGUCUCCGCGCAGCCUCGGGCUGUACAGGAAUCCAUGGAAGCCCUUCGCUCAGUCAUCUCCGUAACUCGUCGACUCCCCGACGACAUCCUCUGUGAGAUCUUCCGCGCAACCGUCCCUCCUGAUCCGCACAUGAGCACGAAAGAAGCACCGCUGCUCCUCGGCCGGAUCUGCUCCGGAUGGCGUCGUCUCGCAUAUAUGACAACACCCGACCUGUGGAAGAACGUUCACGUCGUUGUCCCAGACAAGGCGCAUCUAAACCGGCUCUGUGACGCGGUGGACGACUGGCUAUCUCGCUCAGGCGCCUUAGGCCUGUGCGUUAGCCUAGCCGUGUCAGACGCAUGCGAGCCUGAUUCGGAUAACAUCGCGACGGUGAUUGACGUCCUAACGCGCUUCUCUACGCGCUGGCGUCGCGUGAAGCUCACUCUGUCUCCGCACACGACGUUGACGCCCUUGACGAAUUUGCGGCCGCAGGAUGUGCCUAGGCUCGAAUCGAUCUCGCUGACAUCGAUAGGAGUAGGCACGUGGAGGAACUCGGAUGCACCGCUCGAUGUUCCAUGGAGGAAAUUGCCGUUUCUGCGCACCUACGCGCUGCGCAAGGUCUCACUCGUGAACCUGGGCGGCAAGUUUCUGACCUUACCGGUGAUCUGGCCGCUCCUCUCGUCGCUGACACUCCUUGGCGGCGGGCUGAAGGACUCGACCAUCUACCAGUUCACGAUGCAAUCCGCUUUACUUCUUUUGCGAGAAUGCACCCGGCUCGUCCAGCUCAAGCUAUGCGUUACGUCGGAUCAACAAGUUGUGGCGAUGCCUGAAGCAGACGAAUCGUCGAAGAACCACCUAUCAACCCUCGUGACCAUGCCCCUUCUCACGCAUCUGAGCGUCGAGAACAGAGAAUACGCGCUGCCGAACGCCUUGCACUUCUUCCGCUCGCUAGUUCUUCCCAGCCUGCGUUCUUUCGCAUAUGAGGGACCCAAAUACGAGUACGAAUAUAGCACCUCUGCGCACCGAGCCAUCUUGCCCUUCUCACCACUCCUUGGACAAUCAGCCCUUGAACGACUGACGAUGGACAUCCCCGGUGUCACGAGGGCCGCUUUCAUCCAUUGCAUGGAGCUGGUGCCCAAGCUCAAGGCUCUACGCAUCGAGCCUGGACCUGGGUAUGAUCCUUGGUCUCCUGUAGGGAUCGCCACUUUGCAACCAACAAUGUCUGCCGAGGAUCUCGUCCAGCUGCUGACAACCUCGAACCACCUGCUGGCAAAUCUGAGAUCACUGGAGAUCCAUCGCACCUCGCAGCUCACAGAUCAAGCUAUCCUCGAUCUCUUGUUAUCCCAUGGACGGUCCUUGCGACGGCUGGAUGUGUCUCUCACCAGGGCCCGGGAGUUCGAUAUCUUGCCGCUUGUUGACCAUCUUGUUGCUAGAGGGCUGGACCUUAGGCUGCGAUAUCUCCAGUCAAAAUAG
Molecule: messenger RNA, 1656 nt
Organism: Mycena citricolor
Lineage: Eukaryota; Fungi; Basidiomycota; Agaricomycetes; Agaricales; Mycenaceae
Source: the annotation of a GenBank genome assembly